CAGUGAACUUGACAACCUUCCUGACAAGAAUUGUAGCAUUUCCUUUAUACGGGCUUUGCUCACAAAUUUAAAAACAUUUUUACAGUGGUCUGUGGUCUCUUCAUGUAGCAUAAAUGCCGAAACUUACGACCAGAGUUCCGGGUUUCGUUGCCUUCUGCGUCUGUGUUCAUUGCUAGGCAAUGGACGGGCAGCAGAUGCAGGUGAGCGACGAAGAGCCUAAAGUCCUGCGAGAAGAGAUCCGGAGGAGGAGAAGAAAGAAGGCCAUCACGUCAUCCUCCGGCACCUCCAUGGACCAGAUCACUGUUGAGUUUGUCCUGCCCACCGUGGCACGGGGCGGAAACAGCCCUGACAGUCUGUUGCUGGAGGUUGCUGGAAACUGGACUGUAGAACAGGUGAAAGCUCAGGUGUGGCUGAAGGCGGUGACUUUAAACCUCUGUCCUGAAUUCUACCAGCGGUUUUCUCCUGACCACUGCAUUCUGCUCUACCAGAAGAAAGGCAACAUGUGCGAGAUCUAUGACAAGCACCAGGUCUUCCAGACACUUGACUGCAUUCGCUACUGGAGAGCCCUGAAGAAGGAUGUGGGGCGGAUCCAGCUAGUGCCCCGUCCCCAGCCAUCCGAUGAGUCCCUGCAGUACCAACGCUACCUAAACUACCUAAUUGGCUACGACGUGACUGAUGUCAGCAAUGUGCACGAUGAUGAGCUGGAGUUCACUCGCAGAAAGCUUCUGACGCCACGACGCAUCGAACUGUCUGACCGCGACCCAAGACUCUACUCCAUGGACCCCUGGGUGACCCACAAGCCGCUGCCUGAGCACCUGCUCAGCAAGGUCAGUAACAGUCACAUCCUGGUGGUGAUCCACAUCACCACGGCCAGCCAGACCAUCAAGGUUUCCAUCAAUGACACACCGGCACAGGUAUUGGCAAGCUUUUUCGCCAAGACAGCAAACAAAAGACUUUUGCUGGGCAUCCCUGAAAACAUGUCUGAGGCAGACUAUGUGCUACGUGUGUGUGGCAGGGAGGAGUACCUGUAUGGAGAUAAACCACUGCAGAACUUCAACUGGAUCCGUCAGUGUCUGAAGAAUGGUGAAGAGAUCCACCUGGUUCUGGAGACGCCGCCUGAUUCUGAUCUGGAUCUCGUCCAGAAGGAGGACUGGGCCCAAGUGGAUGACUGCACUGGAGUCGCAGGUACCCAUGAGCAAUUGACCAUUGAUGAGAAAGACCACGAACGAGUGUUCACCAUCUCCAUGUGGGACUGUAACAGGAAGUUCAGAGUGAAGGUGCUGGGUAUUGAUAUCCCAUCCCUGCCCAAAAUCCCAGAGUUUAUUGUCUUCAUAGAGGCCAGCAUCUUCCACGGCCAGCAGCUUUUAGCCCAGGAGAGGACGAUCUCCAAAACCUUCAAUGAAGAAGUGCUGUGGAACUGCUGGUUGGAGUUUAACAUUAAGAUUAAAGACCUGCCUAAGGGGGCUCGCCUCAACCUCCAGGUGGUCUGUGGGAAGCAAUCUCAGACACCCAACUCCAAGGGAAGCUCCUACCAGGACAAUACAGGAGGAGGAGGCAGCCAUGAUGGAAAGACCAAGAGUCGUCUCCUGUACUAUGUCAACCUGCUCCUGGUGGACCACCGCUCUCUGCUCCGCCAGGGUGAGUUCAUCCUCCACAUGUGGAAAAUGCCCGAGAAGAGCGAGGAGAGCAGCAGCAGCAUCAAUGCAGAUAAGCUCACCUCGGCCACCAACCCAGACAAGGAUUCUUCCAUGGUCAUCGCCAUUUUAUUGGACAAGUACUGUUACCCUGUGGUGCUGCCCAAGAGCCGGGACGUGAGCCGGGACAUGGUGGCUGGGGGUGAGGAAACCGAAGGAGGGGAGCGAGGUCAGAGAGAGAUGCCGAACCAUCUGAAGAAACAGUUUGAGGCUAUCGUGGCAACUGACCCCCUGCAUCCACUCAGUCCUGAGGACAAAGAGCUGCUCUGGCACUUCAGACAUGAGUGUAUGCGCGACCCCAGGGCCUACCCAAAGCUGCUGGGCUCAGUCAGAUGGGGGAAACAGGAAGAUGUUUUGGCAACACACUGUCUGUUGGAGCGCAGCAGUGCUUGGGACAGCAGUGGUCUGGAUGUUGGUCUGGCCAUGCAGCUGCUGGACUGUCACUACUCUGAUGCUCAGGUUCGCUCAAUGGCUGUCAGGAAGCUGGAGACUCUGGAAGAUGAUGAUGUGCUCAGAUAUCUUCUGCAGCUCGUACAGGCAGUCAAGUUUGAACCCUACCAUGACAGUGCCCUUGUGAGGUUCCUGCUGAAGAGAGCUCUGAGGAGUAAGCGUAUAGGUCAUUUUCUCUUCUGGUUCUUGCGCAGUGAGAUCGCCCAGUCCAUGCACUACCAGCAGAGGUAUGCUGUCCUGCUGGAGGCCUACCUCAGAGGCUGUGGUGAGGCCAUGCUGCAGGACUACAGGAAACAGGUGGAGAUGACUGAGGCUCUGCAGAAAGUUACCCGGGAGAUGAAGGCCAUGUCUGCUGACAAAUAUGAUGUAACUGCACAAGUGGUGUUUCAGUUGCGUCAGAAGCUGGAGACUCUGCAGUUGUCUGGUCUGCCGGAAAGUUUCAGAGUCCCUUAUGAUCCUGGACUGAGAGCUGGAGCCCUUUUGAUUGAGCAGUGUAAAGUGAUGGCAUCUAAGAAGAAGCCAUUGUGGCUGCAAUUUAAAAGGGCUGACCCCACCACUCUAUCCAAAGACCCCAUCGGUAUCAUCUUCAAAGACGGUGAUGACCUCAGACAGGAUAUGCUCAUCCUACAGAUUUUGUUGAUCAUGGAGUCAAUCUGGGAGACUGAAUCACUGGACCUCUGUCUGUUACCGUACGGCUGCAUUUCCACUGGAAACAGAAUAGGUAUGAUUGAGAUUGUGAAGGAUGCCACCACCAUUGCUAACAUUCAGCAGAGUGUUGUUGGAAGCACUGGCGCUUUUAAAGAUGAAAUCCUGUAUCAGUGGCUGCGGGACAAGUGUGUCAGCGAGGACAAGUUCCAGCAGGCUGUGGAAAGGUUUCUGUAUUCCUGUGGUGGCUACUGUGUGGCUACAUAUGUCCUGGGAAUUGGAGAUCGCCACAAUGACAACAUAAUGAUCACUGAAUCUGGGAAUCUCUUCCACAUCGACUUUGGUCACAUCCUGGGGAAUUAUAAGAGCUUCAUGGGAAUCAGUAAAGAGUGGGUUCCCUUCGUGUUAACACCAGAUUUCCUGUAUGUCAUGGGAACAUCAGGAAAGAAAAGUAGCCCCCACUUCCAGAAAUUCCAGGACGUGUGUGUGAGGGCUUACCUCGCCCUUCGGCACCACACCAACCUGCUCAUCAUCCUAUUUUCCAUGAUGCUGAUGACUGGCAUGCCCCAGCUGACUAGUAAGGAGGAUAUUGAGUACAUCCGUGAGGCGUUGACUGUAGGCCGCAGCGAGGACGAGGCCCAACGCCAUCUACUGGACCAGAUAGAGAUUUGUAGGGAGAAAGGCUGGAUGGUUCAAAUCAACUGGUUUGUUCACCUGGUGCUGGGGAUCAAGCAGGGUGUGGAGAAACGGUCCACUUAGUACUAAUUAGGAAAGAUAAAGAUUUGAAGUUGGUCCUCUUCAGAUUUAGUAAUUUAGACCAUGAGUCAUCUCAGAUAUGAAGACAUUUUUAUGAAGAAUAAUGACAUCAAAUGAAUAACUAAGACAUGGUAUUGACUGAGUGUAAAUCUUGUGGAACAUGAAUCCCAUCAAAACCAAUCAUUUAAACUCUGGAAAAAAAA
Molecule: messenger RNA, 3748 nt
Organism: Xiphias gladius (swordfish)
Lineage: Eukaryota; Metazoa; Chordata; Actinopteri; Istiophoriformes; Xiphiidae
Gene: pik3cg
Product: phosphatidylinositol-4,5-bisphosphate 3-kinase, catalytic subunit gamma
Exons: 24
Coding region: 180-3548 (1122 amino acids)
Biological process (GO): phosphatidylinositol-mediated signaling; phosphatidylinositol-3-phosphate biosynthetic process; phosphatidylinositol 3-kinase/protein kinase B signal transduction
Cellular component (GO): plasma membrane; cytoplasm; phosphatidylinositol 3-kinase complex, class IB
Molecular function (GO): 1-phosphatidylinositol-3-kinase activity; 1-phosphatidylinositol-4-phosphate 3-kinase activity
Source: RefSeq, a predicted model, not a curated record